Molecule: messenger RNA, 1240 nt
Organism: Hypoxylon trugodes
Lineage: Eukaryota; Fungi; Ascomycota; Sordariomycetes; Xylariales; Hypoxylaceae
Product: NAD(P)-binding protein
Exons: 4
Coding region: 176-931 (251 amino acids)
Source: RefSeq, a predicted model, not a curated record
ACUUAAGGUACUUAAGGUAUAUAAUCCAAAAUGUAGAUACCUACAUAUGGUAGUUUCCACAACUAGAUAUAAUUUCUAACGAGGAACUAGCUAGAAAUGAAAACUAAUCAAUAAGAAGAAAGGAAUAAUAUAGCCUCAACUAAUAUUUCAAAGUUACAAGCCUCUAUAAUCUACAAUGUCAGUUGCGUUGAUCACAGCGGGAAGCGCCGGACUUGGUGCGGCAACGGUUCGGCUUUUCGCUAAGAACGGCUUCCGGAUUAUCGUGAACUACGCGAAUAACGACCAGAGAGCGAAUAAACUCAUAGAAGAAUUGCCAGCAAUUUCUACUCUACCCCAAGAUGGCGGACGUAGUAAUUUCAUCGCUAUCAAAGCUGAUCUGGGUAAUCGAGAUGAUGUGAACCGCCUCGUCAGAGAGAGCAUUGAUAAAUUCGGUCGAUUAGAUGUUGUCUUCUCCAAUGGUGGUUGGACUCGAUACCGUGGUAUGGAUAGCAUCGAUGAUAAUGCAUACGAAGAGGAAUGGGAUCGCUCCUUUAACAUGAAUGUGAAAUCCCAUCUAUGGCUGAUGCAAGCUGCAAAGAAGCAUCUUGACGAAACCGAGGGCGCCUUUAUUACUACAGCUUCCACCGCUGGUAUAUCCAUUAGCGCUAGCUCUCUGGCCUAUGCUGUCACUAAAGCCGCACAAAUACAUCUAGCGAAGGCAUUGGCAUCUAUGGCAGCCCCCAAAAUCAGAGUGAACAGCGUUUCGCCAGGAUUAUUAAUGACGGAAUGGAUAGACGACUUCCCCAAAGAAAGCAAAGAAACCCAUCUACAGAAAACCAAGCUAAAGCGUUUCGUCGCCGUCGAGGACGUGGCCGAGCAGGUUCUUACCUUCGCGAGGAAUAAGAGUAUGACGGGGCUGAACGUUGUAGUGGACGCUGGGUUUACCUUAUGAUCUCGUCACGGGAUGAUGUAGACUAGAUAUACAGACAAUAGUUGUAUGUGUUAGUCAUAGUAGAGAUGGCUGGAAAGUGCUUGUAGGUUUGUGGUUCUUAUUCUAGGCGGCUCAACUUAGGCUCCCAUCAAAGUCGAGGAAUGGCGCACGCCUCUUUUGUAUAUACGAGUAGUAGUACAGAGGCAGAAUUGAGACGGUAUUAAGAUCGCGUGUCUUAUUAAAAAGGUCAUGUGGUUGCUGUUGCCUUGUUGUGGUAGGUUCGCAUGACUCAUCAAAAUGAAAGUUAUAAAAUGAAAUGAAACUAUUGAA